CCCAGACCGGUGCCUUAACCCAGACCGAAAAUUAAAAAAAAGGGCUAUAGGCUUUUCCUGAGUUUUUUUAACUCCGUCCCAUUCUUCAUCUCUCUCUGUCUCUCUCUCUAAUCGAUCCUGUCUCUGCCAACCUAGGGCAGAAGUCGAAGCCGGCUCUGCCAACCUAGAGCAGAAAUCGACGCGGCCUCCAGCCUCCAGCUUCUUCUCUCAUCCGUCAGCACCCCGCGACUUCCGUCUCUUCCUUAGUCUCUCCAUCUCAACCUCCAGAUCUAGGAAAUGUACAAUAAUGUGGGAGCCCAGCCUGGGGUGCCAAUACCGCCUGCAACUUCGCAGCCAAAUCCGUUUGGAAAUACGUUUUACGGUGCCGGUUCAGGACUUAUCCGUGGUGGAUUGGGCGCGUAUGGAGAGAAAAUUUUAGGAUCAAGUUCUGAGUAUGUACAAAGCAAUAUCAGUAGGUAUUUCUCUGAUCCUCAAUACUACUUCCAAGUGAAUGACCAGUAUGUCCGGAACAAGUUGAAGGUUGUUCUAUUUCCAUUUCUUCACAGGGGCCAUUGGACCAGAAUAACUGAACCAGUAGGAGGCAGGCUUUCUUAUAAACCCCCAAUCUAUGACAUAAAUGCACCGGACCUGUACAUUCCAUUUAUGGCGUUUGGUACCUAUGUGGUACUAGCUGGCUUCUCAUUGGGUCUUCAAGGAAAGUAAGUUUUGUGAAAUUUCUAGAUAUUACUCUAAGCAGUUUCCUCUUUUAUUCAUAUUAAUCCUGUGAUGGGAAAUCAUUAUGAUAUGAGAACGAAGAUUGCAUUUUGUCUUAACUUCUUGUUUUUUUUGCUGUUAUUUUCCUCUUAUUGCAAUUCAGUAUCCUACUAUUAGUUUGUAAUUUCUACUUUAGUCCCCCAGUUGUGGAAAAAGAGUUCUAUUUAGUACCCAAUCUAUUUGCUCCUUCUUCCUUGUCCACUUUCAACACAAUGUAUUGGUUCCUUUUGGGUAGUAUACUGUAGCCGCAUUUAGUUUUUCCCU
Prunus avium (sweet cherry) is the source of this 1017-nucleotide messenger RNA. NCBI's taxonomy places the organism in Eukaryota, Viridiplantae, Streptophyta, Magnoliopsida, Rosales, Rosaceae. The record is from RefSeq and is a predicted model, not a curated record.